CGCCUCUGCCCGCCGCGCGGACCGAGGGAGCGCGGUCGCCGCCGCCUGCCUGCCCGGGUGCCCGCGUGCCCGGGCAGCGGUGGGCCAGGAUGUCGGGUUUCCUGGAGGAGCUGCUGGGCGAGAAGCUGGUGACGGGCGGCGGCGAGGAGGUGGACGUGCACUCGCUGGCUGCCCGCGGCAUCUCGCUGCUCGGGCUCUACUUCGGCUGUAGCCUGAGCGCCCCCUGCGCGCAGCUCAGCGCCAGCCUGGCCGCCUUCUACGGCCGCCUGCGGGGGGACGCGGCGGCCGGGCCAGGGGCUGGGGCCGGCCCGGGGCCGGGGGCCGGGGCGGCGGCGGAACCCGAGCCGCGGCGCCGCCUGGAGAUCGUCUUCGUGUCCUCGGACCAGGACCAGCGGCAGUGGCAGGACUUCGUGCGGGACAUGCCGUGGUUGGCGCUGCCCUACAAGGAGAAGCACAGGAAGCUUAAACUUUGGAACAAAUAUCGAAUUUCCAACAUUCCAUCACUAAUAUUCUUAGACGCCACCACCGGGAAGGUCGUGUGCAGGAAUGGGCUGCUGGUGAUCCGCGAUGACCCAGAGGGUUUGGAAUUCCCUUGGGGGCCUAAACCCUUCAGGGAAGUCAUUGCAGGGCCCUUGCUUAGAAAUAAUGGGCAGUCCCUGGAGAGCAGCAGCCUGGAGGGGUCUCACGUGGGAGUCUAUUUCUCUGCACACUGGUGUCCACCGUGCCGAAGCCUCACCCGGGUCCUGGUGGAAUCCUACCGGAAGAUCAAGGAGGCAGGCCAGAAGUUCGAGAUCAUCUUUGUUAGUGCAGACAGGUCAGAGGACUCAUUCAAACAGUACUUCAGUGAGAUGCCGUGGCUCGCCGUCCCCUACACCGACGAGGCCCGGCGGUCGCGCCUCAACCGGCUGUAUGGAAUCCAAGGCAUCCCCACCCUCAUUGUGCUGGACCCACAGGGGGAGGUGAUCACGCGGCAGGGGCGGGUGGAGGUGCUGAACGACGAGGACUGCAGGGGCUUCCCGUGGCACCCCAAGCCCGUGCUGGAGCUCUCCGACUCCAACGCCGUGCAGCUCAACGAGGGCCCCUGCCUCGUCCUUUUUGUAGAUUCUGAGGAUGACGGGGAGUCCGAGGCGGCCAAGCAGCUGAUCCAGCCCAUAGCUGAGAAGAUCAUCGCCAAGUACAAAGCCAAAGAGGAGGAGGCGCCACUUCUGUUCUUUGUGGCGGGGGAGGAUGACAUGACCGACUCCCUGCGAGAUUACACCAACCUGCCCGAGGCUGCCCCUUUGCUCACCAUUCUGGACAUGUCAGCCCGGGCCAAGUACGUGAUGGACGUGGAGGAGAUCACCCCUGCCAUUGUGGAGGCCUUUGUGAAUGACUUCCUAGCAGAAAAGCUCAAACCAGAGCCCAUCUAGUCGGGCUCCAGCUUCCCGGGAUGUUAUUUAAAACUCAUUCUUCUCCUCCCCCUCCCCCGCCCUUCCCUCCACCCUUGGACUUUUCCAGGGUGUCCCGAAUCACACAACCCAAGUGUCCAACCUCUCUGUGGUGCCUUGUUUUCUGCAUUAACUCCUCAGCUAGCACCCUAGGGUGCACAUCCUCUCCAGCAGCAGAAGAACCUCCGUGUUUGGAGACUCUGCUUGGGAUUCGCGGGGCUGGCAUAACCCGGCCCGAACUGGGACUGCAGCGUUCUCUUGGUCCCUAGCUCUUGGUGAGGUAUUUGCCAGGGUGUUCUUCUGUCAAGUGGGCACCAAGGGACAGAGCAUCGGUGCUCUGGCUCUGCCUUAGGUGCCAGCACGUACGUGCAGAGCCCGAGGGUUCAGAGGCACACGCGCGGCGGGUGGAGCAGGGAGAGGGCGGCGGCCGCGGAGGCCUCCGUGCAGAGCUGCUGGCGAGGACGUCCUUUCCUAAGUGACUUGGUCUGUCUUGGUCUGAGGGAAAAACACCAGCUUGUCAGCCGGUUCUUGGGCAGGGGCUCUCCAGCCCUCAAAGGAAGUUUGUGUUCUUUUCUUGUGAGGAAGAGAGUAGCUACGGUAAUGAUUCACGUAAUAAUUGCUUACUUUGAUGGAGCGCCUCCCAUGUGAUAAGGAGCUGCUCAUUCCUUCCUUCUAGCUCUUUCUUCCUUGAUCUUGACCUUCUCCCAGUUUCUACCUUCUCAGAUGAACGGCCCCUACAAUCUUGGAAUGUUGUUACUAAGUUCUCCCCCUUGGACAUCUUCCCAAGAAGAUGCGGUGGCCCUGUGUUCCCGGAGGGGCACCACUCACCAGCGCAGACCUGACUCAGCCCGGCUCUGGGCCUGGGGCUGCUGGAGCUCUGCUGAGGUGCCCUUGCCCACCCUUGGUUACCCCUGCAUUCCCUUUUCUUCUCAAAGCAGAACUUAAAAGAGACAAAAAAAUUACCAGAAGCCUAGCUUUUUCCUAAGAACCUGCAGAAAGGGCUGUGCCCUGAGGUGGGAGUGCAGACCAAAGACAGGUCAGCUAAGAGUAGGCCCUGGGUCCGCUCUGCUGGGCCCAGCUCAGCUCCUUGUUUGGGCUGAACUGACCACAGAAAGGAAGCUAACAGCUGUGCUCUUAGGAUUUGGGAUGGAAGGCUUUGCGUAGGGCCUCACAGGGUUUCAGCCUAUCUCAGUCAGGAGUCAGGGCCUUUAAAAUAAUCUCAGGCCUCACCCCUGGCUCCACUCACAGCCAAUCAAGACCAUUUAUUUGGAAAACCCAGCCCCCUCCAAUUAGCUGUUGACACCAUCGCUCCUUGCUGAGUGGGAUUGUUGAUUUGUAGUUCAGAGGUACAAAUUUAGUUGGUAAUUAGACUGUUACUGUUACCAGCCUGAAAUGCAGUCACCUAGUAAGAAAUAAAACAGGCAUCUCUGGACGUUAUCAA
This is a messenger RNA of Balaenoptera ricei (Rice's whale), 2868 nucleotides long. It is a transcript of the gene NXN, whose product is annotated as nucleoredoxin. Gene Ontology annotation, molecular function: thioredoxin-disulfide reductase (NADPH) activity. Bases 90 to 1409 code for a protein of 439 amino acids. The transcript has 8 exons. Lineage: Eukaryota; Metazoa; Chordata; Mammalia; Artiodactyla; Balaenopteridae. The record is from RefSeq and is a predicted model, not a curated record.